Vitis vinifera (wine grape) is the source of this 2472-nucleotide messenger RNA. RefSeq names its product CRS2-associated factor 1, chloroplastic. Bases 10 to 2268 code for a protein of 752 amino acids. Gene Ontology annotation, molecular function: RNA binding. Lineage: Eukaryota; Viridiplantae; Streptophyta; Magnoliopsida; Vitales; Vitaceae. The record is from RefSeq and is a predicted model, not a curated record. The transcript is spliced from 5 exons. Gene Ontology annotation, biological process: Group II intron splicing.
UCUUGAAAAAUGGCGCUCAAAACCCUAAUUCCAUUUCCAAUUUUGGCCCCAUCGAACCCAUCUCACCGGCCAGCUUCCGAGGUUCGGUUUUCCCGGUGGAACAAUGCCAACGCCGAGAGGUUCACCCUCCGAGAACGCGCUCAGAAAGAAAUUGAAGACAAUAUUCGCCGGGAACGGCGUUUUGAUUCCGCCACUAGAAUCGCCGAUAUUGAUGAUGCCGGUACUUCCAAAGAAGCCGCCGCCGCCGGAACCUUCAAGUCCACGGGAACUCCGUCUUCUCCCUCAAAACCUUCGAUUCCCGGAAAAUCCUCCAAGUACUCCAAAAAUUCUAAAACAUCGCACCCCGCCUUUCGUCAAAUUUCAAGAAGAACGAAGCUUCCAGGCCCUAAUAUCUCCCCCGAAGCGAAACGCGGCAUUUCUAUAGGGGAGGAUGGAGUUUCGUACAUGGUUCCUGGUGUUCCAUUUGAACUGAGAUACAGUUACACUGAAACCCCAAAGGUAAAGCCGAUAGCUUUGCGCGAGCCGCCUUUUUUGCCCUUCGGUCCUGACACAAUGCCGCGGCCCUGGACCGGCCGAGCGCCUCUUCCGCCGAGCAAGAAGAAAUUGAAAGAAUUUGAUUCUUUUCAGCUGCCACCGCCCGGUAAAAAAAGGGUUAAGCCAGUGCAGGCGCCAGGGCCCUUCUUGCCUGGAUCCGGUCCAAGAUAUGUGAGGUCAAGGGAGGAGAUAUUGGGGGAACCAUUGACAGAGGAGGAGAUCAAAGAGUUGGUCCAGGGGUGUGUGAAAUCAAAGAGGCAAUUGAAUAUGGGUAGAGAUGGCUUGACACAUAAUAUGUUGGACAACAUCCAUGCUCACUGGAAACGGCGGAGGGUAUGCAAGAUAAAAUGCAAAGGUGUGUGUACAGUUGACAUGGAUAACGUGCGCCAACAGCUGGAGGAGAAAACAGGAGGGAAGGUCAUUUAUGGUAAAGGUGGGGUACUAUUCCUUUUCCGUGGCAGAAAUUACAACUAUAGAAAUCGCCCGCGAUUUCCUCUAAUGUUGUGGAAACCUGUUACUCCUGUAUAUCCAAGGUUGGUUCAAAGGGCUCCAGAGGGUCUAACACUUGAAGAAGCUGGUGCAAUGCGCAAGAAAGGACGGAAACUUAUCCCUAUAUGCAAGCUUGCAAAAAAUGGUGUAUACACAGACUUGGUAAAUAAUGUGAGAGAGGCAUUUGAAGAAUGUGAGUUGGUCCGAAUAAAUUGUCAAGGAUUGAAUGCAAGUGACUACAGAAAAAUAGGUGCCAAACUCAAGGACCUUGUCCCAUGUGUGCUAAUCUCAUUUGAGCAUGAGCAUAUACUUAUGUGGAGAGGAAGCGAUUGGAAGUUCUUGCAUCCAAAACCAGAAGAUGGUUGCAAGGAAGCUAAGGAGUCUGACAAUAAUAGUGAAGCUUCCAUUCCACCACCUUUUGAAGGUCAAGAAUUAUCAGCAUCAUGUUCUUCAAAGAUCUCAGUUAAGGAUACAAGUCUCGACAUGCUUGACACAAUCGCAUCCCCUGUGAUUAAUGAAGAUGUUGCUAUGGACAAAACAGAGGAUUUGUCCUCAAAAGGAAAUGAUAUCCUCUCCUUUGAAGGAAAUGAUAAGCCAUUUGCAGCUACUCAACUGGUGAAAACUGCAUACAAUUGGGACACCGUUUCAGAUGACACUGGUGGUACCAAUGAAUCAGAGAUUAUAUUGACCAAAUUGGAUAAUGCACAUCAUGCUGAUGAUGAAUCAGCAGCGAUGCCAGUGGAACUUGACACUAUGCUGGAAAAUGGAAGCAUUAAAAACGAGUUGAUGGAUGCUGUAACUCAUGACAUGGACAAACUGCAAGACAUUCCCAAAGCCUCACAGGAUUGUGGUAAGAUGACAGGAUCGAGUGCGCCCUGUACUGGGGGGCUUCUUUUACUCUUGAAGCAAGCUGUUGAUAGUGGGAGCGCGGUUGUUUUAGAUGGUGAUAGUUGUGAUGCUGACAUUGUUUAUGGAAAGACAGUUGCCUUUUCUAAGGAUGCUCCACCAGGGCCUGUUUUUAGGAGGCCUAGGAAAGCAGCAGUUCAGAAGUGUGAGAAAGAAGAACCCAGAGACCUAGUGGUGGGCAAAAUUGUAACAGCUCCAGAGAAGGGUAGAAGCCAGAGCAAAAGUUCUAGAAAUCAAAUAGCCAAAGAUUUCAAAGAAGGUUAUCUAGAUGUAGAUUAUCCAGGUGUAGGAACACGGGGAACCCUUGGAGUGGAUGAACUUGCAAAACUAUUGGCUUAAUGGUCACUGGAACUCUGAGAUGAAUGCAUCAUUUUUCUUAUAUAAUAGGGCUGUCUUAUGUGGUGUUAAUCGCUCCAACCCAGCCUUUUUGUACAUUCUUGACAUUUGUGUUUCCAAUGUAUUUUUGCAUAAUGUAUUGGAUUCCAUUGAAACUGAAAGUAGUGCAUGUCAUACUGAUUACAAUUAUUGGAAAUUCUUUGUUUA